Peromyscus maniculatus bairdii (prairie deer mouse) is the source of this 1879-nucleotide messenger RNA. It is a transcript of the gene Nipsnap1, whose product is annotated as nipsnap homolog 1. The record is from RefSeq and is a predicted model, not a curated record. NCBI's taxonomy places the organism in Eukaryota, Metazoa, Chordata, Mammalia, Rodentia, Cricetidae. Gene Ontology annotation, biological process: sensory perception of pain. Gene Ontology annotation, cellular component: mitochondrion.
GCCCCGCCCCCUCCACCGGGCUGGGGCGUGGCCUUCCUCCGACCUGCUCUGGUCCAACAUGGCUCCGCGGUUGUGCAUCAUCUCUGCAGCGGCACGGCGGCUGCUGGGGAAGCCGGGACCCCGCGCUGGGGACCUCGCCGCUGCGGCUGCUGUGCGCUUCUAUUCCAAGGACAGUGAAGGCAGCUGGUUCCGCUCCCUCUUUGUUCACAAGGUGGAUCCUCGGAAGGACGCCCACUCCACGCUGCUGUCUAAGAAGGAGACUAGUAACCUCUACAAGAUCCAAUUUCACAAUGUGAAGCCCGAAUAUCUGGAUGCCUACAACAGUCUGACGGAGGCUGUGCUGCCCAAGCUGCACCUGGAUGAGGACUACCCCUGCUCGCUUGUGGGCAACUGGAACACGUGGUACGGGGAGCAGGACCAGGCAGUGCACCUAUGGAGGUUCUCAGGUGGCUAUCCAGCCCUCAUGGACUGCAUGAACAAGCUAAAAAACAACAAGGAGUACCUGGAGUUCCGGAAGGAACGGAGCAAGAUGCUGCUGUCCCGGAGAAACCAGUUGCUUCUGGAGUUCAGCUUCUGGAAUGAGCCACAGCCCAGAGCUGGCCCCCACAUCUAUGAGCUGAGGACAUACAAGCUCAAGCCAGGAACCAUGAUUGAGUGGGGAAACAACUGGGCUCGAGCCAUCAAGUACCGUCAGGAGAACCAGGAGGCAGUGGGCGGCUUCUUUUCACAAAUAGGAGAGCUCUACGUGGUACACCACCUAUGGGCCUACAAAGAUCUGCAGUCUCGGGAGGAGACUCGAAAUGCAGCCUGGAGGAAGAGGGGCUGGGAUGAAAAUGUCUACUAUACAGUCCCCUUGGUUCGACACAUGGAGUCACGAAUCAUGAUCCCUCUGAAGAUCUCUCCUCUCCAGUGAGGCUGGCACUGUCUCCACCGCCUCCCUUUCUCCUUUGGAGUAACCGGGAACAGAGGGGCUCCUAGGCCUGCUGGCACAGUUGUCUCUCAGCUCUGGAAGAAUCUGAUGGGCUGUGUUCAGCUUGGAAAGGAGGAUGUUUUCUGAGAACUUAGAGUUCUGUCUAUACCUGUCCCUCCACUCUCCCAGGCCAGAAGUUUUUAAUUUCCCAAAUGAAGACUAGCAUCCUUUUAAACAGUCACACAUUUCCCUGAGACUCCUCAUCUCCAGGCCAUCAUGUCCCCAGCUAACACUGUGGACAUGGCUUAGUUUCCCCCCAGGUAGCAUGAUAAGUAGUUAAGAGGUGGGGUGUGAAGAGGUAUCAGACCAGGUAUGGCCUCCAGGAAAUCUCUGGUCUCUAUUAAAAAAGCAAGUCUGAGCCUUAAAAAUCUGGAACUACCAUAAUCCCUGAAGUCAUCAAAGUCAGGAGGAGGCCCAGAAUUCUACUCAGAAGGGCUGAGAAAGGAUGGGGGGGAGAAGGAUUUGGAUGCAUGAAUCAGACUUUGAAGCAGGAACCCAGAAGAAGCUGGAACACAGGACUCAGCUUUUGGGUUUGAAACACAGAAUUGGAAGAUAGAACAGAGAUGACAGGAGACCUUAGGGAGGGGACCCGAAGAGGGGCUUAGCCACUUUUUCCUGCAUAAUUCGGUUGAAACUUGAAUAUGUGUUCCAGCUUUUCUGCACUUCCUACAAGCAAAAAUACAGGCUGAGGCCUAUAUUCCCGUCUUGAAUUCCUUCUUCCCACCUUGACAUUCUGCCAGCCAGACCCUCAUAUUGCAGAACCACCAGGCCUGUGGAGUGGGUUCAGUGAUUCUGGGGUCUUCUCAAUGACCCCCAUACCUCAUGAACCCCUGCUUAGCAUGGUUUUGCUACCACAGCAGGAAGAUGUACUGGGAUAGUUGAUGGGACCAAAUUAAAUAUUUGCUGUAA